AUGCGCAUGCGAACGUGCUUGCUUUGUGACUUUAAACAGGGCACGACUGUUGCCGAACCUCACCGUGACGUGUCCAAAGCGUUUGGCGACGAUGUUAUAAGCGAACGACAAUGUUGCAACUGGUUCCAACGCUUUGGAGCUGGUGACGAAAGUUUACAACAAGAAAAUCGUGGUCGUCAGUCUAAAAUCAUCGACAACGAUGCAUUAAAAACCGCUGCUGAGUCGAACCCUAGUCAAGCUACGCGAGAACUUGCUGAAAUUUUCGGUUGUGGUCACAUGACGUUUGAAAAUCAUCGACACAGAUUCGGCAAGGUUAAUCGUUGGGGUAAAUGUGUGUCGGACCGAUAA
Necator americanus (New World hookworm) is the source of this 348-nucleotide messenger RNA. RefSeq lists its product as uncharacterized. The record is from RefSeq and is a predicted model, not a curated record. Gene Ontology annotation, biological process: DNA integration; double-strand break repair via nonhomologous end joining; DNA double-strand break processing. Gene Ontology annotation, molecular function: histone H3K36 methyltransferase activity; histone H3K4 methyltransferase activity; single-stranded DNA endonuclease activity. NCBI's taxonomy places the organism in Eukaryota, Metazoa, Nematoda, Chromadorea, Rhabditida, Ancylostomatidae. Gene Ontology annotation, cellular component: condensed chromosome; nucleus; site of double-strand break. Bases 1 to 348 code for a protein of 115 amino acids. The transcript has a single exon.